CUAGUAAGAGAAUAACUAUUAGGGCUUUCCCCAAUCCUCUUCUGACCAAUCAAAAACUGCCAUAUCAAUGAGAAGGUAUUAAUCUUCAAAUUCAAAUAAGAAAGGCAACGGAAGCUUCCUUUAACUUUUACGAAAUGGCCCAGCAACCAGAUAAAGUUUUAUCGGAAUUUGCCUGUGACAAUAUUGAAAAACUGAAUUUGAAGAGAGACAGGAUGCCAACAAGAGAGGAAGUCAGAAAUUUACUGGACAAAGAAGAAGAUAGCCUCUUUUUUCUAAACAUCAAUUUCACAACACCAGAACCAAAGUGCCCAACAAAGAAUCCAAAGUAUGAUAGAAUCAUUUCCAUGUUGUGGGAGAAGUACCGCCUCUACAAACUGAGAUCAACUGAAGGAAAGAAGUAUUCACUCAACCGCUCAAUGUACUUGGGACUGAUUAAAGAUGGAGAUCUAACAAAAAAGAAAAGGAAGAUUAAUGAUUUAAUUGAUGAAGCAAAGAGAGAAAUACUAAACAAAGGGGUGGAGCUGAACGUUGCAAAAGUCCACGUGAUAGCAACACUAGCAAUCAUAUAUGAUGUAGGCGAGGAAGAGGAGGAACCAACAGGAGAGGAAGAGAAAGGAAUGAAAGAGAAUGCCGACAUAAAAGAAGAAGAGGAGGAGGAGGAAGAGAGUAACAAGGAGACAAUGGAUACUGGUAGUCAGACUGAUGAAGUGGAAGCCUCUGAUGAAGAAAGUCUGAGUAAAAGACCCAAAAAAGAUGAAGACCAAGAAGAUGCUAUUAAACUUAAUAAUUAGGAACUGUGUUUUACUUUGAUUAUUUUAAUGUUUAAGAAAAUCCUUACAAUAACUAUAAA
Amphimedon queenslandica is the source of this 850-nucleotide messenger RNA. Its product is annotated as glutamic acid-rich protein-like. The coding region runs from base 135 to 791 and encodes 218 amino acids. The record is from RefSeq and is a predicted model, not a curated record. Lineage: Eukaryota; Metazoa; Porifera; Demospongiae; Haplosclerida; Niphatidae. The transcript has 2 exons.